Pongo pygmaeus (Bornean orangutan) is the source of this 684-nucleotide messenger RNA. It is a transcript of the gene TMSB4X, whose product is annotated as thymosin beta 4 X-linked. Gene Ontology annotation, cellular component: cytoplasm. The record is from RefSeq and is a predicted model, not a curated record. Bases 138 to 272 code for a protein of 44 amino acids. Lineage: Eukaryota; Metazoa; Chordata; Mammalia; Primates; Hominidae. The transcript has 3 exons. Gene Ontology annotation, molecular function: actin monomer binding. Gene Ontology annotation, biological process: regulation of cell migration; actin filament organization.
GUGACAUCACCUCAUUUACAUAGGAGCGCCCAUAAAGCUGCGCCCGCCGCACCCCGCCCGACAACUCGGUGGUGGCCACUGCGCAGACCAGACUUCACUCGUACUCGCGCGCCUCGCUCCGCUUUUCCUCCGCAACCAUGUCUGACAAACCCGAUAUGGCUGAGAUCGAGAAAUUCGAUAAGUCGAAACUGAAGAAGACAGAGACGCAAGAGAAAAAUCCACUGCCUUCCAAAGAAACGAUUGAACAGGAGAAGCAAGCAGGCGAAUCGUAAUGAGGCGUGCGCCGCCAAUAUGCACUGUACAUUCCACAAGCAUUGCCUUCUUAUUUUACUUCUUUUAGCUGUUUAACUUUGUAAGAUGCAAAGAGGUUGGAUCAAGUUUAAAUGACUGUGCUGCCCCUUUCACAUCAAAGAACUACUGACAACGAAGGCCGCGCCUGCCUCUCCCAUCUGUCUAUCUGGCUGGCAGGGAAGGAAGGAACUUGCAUGUUGGUGAAGGAAGAAGUGGGGUGGAAGAAGUGGGGUGGGACGACAGUGAAAUCUAGAGUAAAACCAAGCUGGCCCAAGGUGUCCUGCAGGCUGUAAUGCAGUUUAAUCAGAGUGCCAUUUUUUUUUUUGUUCAAAUGAUUUUAAUUAUUGGAAUGCACAAUUUUUUUAAUAUGCAAAUAAAAAGUUUAAAAACUUA